Anopheles cruzii is the source of this 2996-nucleotide messenger RNA. RefSeq lists its product as uncharacterized. The record is from RefSeq and is a predicted model, not a curated record. Bases 1 to 2913 code for a protein of 970 amino acids. The transcript has 9 exons. Gene Ontology annotation, biological process: proteolysis. Lineage: Eukaryota; Metazoa; Arthropoda; Insecta; Diptera; Culicidae. Gene Ontology annotation, molecular function: serine-type endopeptidase activity.
AUGUCAACGAUCGCCAACCCCUGGGGCAACCAGUAUGACUACUACGACCAUUCGGGACCGCAGGUGUUUCGCUUCGAUCAACGCGUCGACCACCACCGACCGGAACCGGCCGUUUCGCGGCGCAGUGGCAUCAACUGCCGCUGCCAGAAACUGCGCUACUGUACCAAAAUACUGGAAAUGCUACGGAGCCCCAAGUCGAGCUACGGGAACUUCAACUCGAAGCUGAAGCAACUCGCCUGCGGGUACGGCACCGACAACGAACCCAACGUUUGCUGUCCGCUCGAUGACAGCUGGCUACAUGAUGUAGAUUACGGCGGGGAAAGCGAGGAUAACGACGACGGGGACGGCAACUACUCGUACGACUCUUCGCAGGCGAUCGGCUGGGAUGAAGGCUACACGAACCGAAAGCACGAGCGCUGGUCGAAGGACCAUCCGACCGAGCGGCCAAAGUAUGUACCGAUGUCCCGGAAACGGGGCCAGUCUGCAACCCACCGUGGCAAACAGACCGGUGUGUCGGGCGUACAGAACACAAUCGCUCACUUUGAAGAUCCGAAAACGAUGAAAAACUGUCCACCGGAGAUCUACCCGGGCCAUGAUGCCGAACGCCCGACGAAGGUUUACAUAGCGCCCAUCAUGCGGACUACCACAGGACGACCGGUAGCCGUUGGGUCGGGCAGCGUGCGGUUGGCGGCGGGUAUCACCACUACGGUGCCGGCCAUUCCUACCACAAAUCUACCGGCUACGACCACGGACUCGGUGGCCACGGUGUUGCCCACGGUAUUGCCCGAUGCACCGAUGGUCAAUACACCACUCUGUGGGCUUUCAGUUAACACGAGGAUCAUCGGUGGUGAAACCGAAGUUCCGGGUCAGUUUCCGUGGAUGGCACGGUUAGCGUACCGCAAUCGAACCUCCGGACGUGUGACAUAUCGCUGCGCAGGAUCACUGAUCACCAAUCGGCACGUCAUUACGGUGGCCCACUGCGUGACGAAUCUGAUCGACGAGCUCGAAAUCGUCAGCGUUCGGUUGGGCGAUCUGGAGUGCAAUGCAGUGACGGAUCCACGGUGCAGCGCUCGUUACCAGGACUUUGCCAUCGAGCGGAUCCUGCCGCACGGUAACUACGAUACCCCGAAAUACGCCAACGAUAUCGCGCUGAUCAAACUACGGGAGACGACCGAAACAUACAACAUCAUCAGCCCGCUGUGUCUGCCCAUGGACCAGUACGCACCGUACGCGCUGAAUCUGACCGGCCAGAUGGGCAUCAUAGCCGGCUGGGGAUCCACCAACAAUCGCAGUAACGUACCGAGCCCGACCCUACAGUGGCUCCGAUUGCCGAUCGUAGAUACUACGAGGUGUGCCGGGGCAUACGCCCGCUACAGCGUCAACUCGCGUAAUCCGAUCAUCGUAUCCGGCAACCAGAUGUGCGUGCAGGGACAGGAGAACCGAGACGCCUGUCAGGGCGAUUCCGGCGGGCCACUGAUGAACGAAGCCGUGUCCACGCGCGAUCGCUUCGUCCUCCUGGGGCUGGUCUCGUUCGGACCGCGUUCUUGCGGGGUGUCAAACUUUCCCGGUGUCUACACGCGCAUUUCGUCGUACAUCGAGUGGAUAUUGGCCAACCUACUUGGCCGCGCGUUUGAGGCGAUUGAAGUGCGAAUAGGUGGGCUAACAACACUUGGUUCGCCCCUUUCGCCUUUCCGACCACCACGAGCGCGAAUCGGUGAUCUUCUCUAUUCUGAUCGUCACGAUUUCGCGGCGCUAGUUACUCGAAGAGCUUCGAACAGACAAGACGUAACAGCGAUGAGCGUGGGACCUAGGAACUUGUUUUUGUCGUGCCUAUUGCUGGUGAUACUAAACACGGUCUCAGCCCAACAAUGCAACAUGCCGGACAGUGGGAUAGGCCAGUGUAUAUUGCUGCGCGAUUGCAACACUCUGUACACACUGAUCCAGAAAAAACCACUGCUCGAUGCCGAUCGGGUCUAUCUGCAGCGAACGCAGUGCGGUUGGUCGGCGGCCAAAAAUCAUCCGCUCGUCUGCUGUUCGGACGGGGUGCAGGCUCCGAUCCGUGUUGGUGCGGAGCUACUUCCGGCCCCGGGCCAGUGCGGCAUCCAGACCAGCGACCGUAUCUACGGUGGGGUUAACACAAAAAUCGACGAGUUUCCGUGGCUCGCACUGCUCAAGUAUGAAAAACCAAACAACGUUGCCGGUUUUCACUGUGGCGGGGUGUUGAUCAACGAUCGCUACGUGCUGACUGCUUCUCACUGCGUCAACGGCAAAGAUAUACCGGUUACCUGGAAUCUGGCCGAGGUGCGGUUGGGGGAGUGGGACACUGCCACCGUUCAGGAUUGCGAAGGUUUGGGUGACGAUGUCGACUGUUCGCCUCCACCCCAGGACAUUGCGAUUGUAGCGAAAAUCCCCCAUCCGGAGUACGUGCCGACCUCCGUGGAACAGUUCAACGAUAUUGCCUUAUUGCGGCUGCAGACCGUGGUGGCGUUUUCCGACUUCGUCAAACCGAUCUGUCUUCCGGUAGCCAGCGACCUGCGAACGAAAAAUUACGUUGGAUUCCGGAUGCAGGUGGCGGGAUGGGGACGUACGGCCACGGCUCGGUUUAGCACGGUCAAGCAAAAAGUUGCCGUCGAUGGUGUGACGCUGGAUGCGUGCAAUCAAGUGUAUCAGAGGGAGCGAGUCACGUUGCGAUCGACGCAGCUGUGCGCCGGUGGCGAGCAGGGAAAAGAUUCCUGCCAGGGUGAUUCCGGUGGCCCAUUGACGGCCAUUCAAACGUCCGGUGCGAUUCAGUACUGGUACCUGAUUGGACUGGUUUCGUUCGGACCGACCCCCUGUGGGCAAGCGGGGUGGCCGGGUGUCUACACGAAAGUCGACCAGUACGUGGACUGGGUGACCCAGACGAUCGUUGCAUAAGCAACAGAGGCAGAACUUUACUAUAAUACCGACAUAGCUCUUCCCGGCUGAAUAAAGUUACGCAUACAUUAUUGAUCAGUAGA